GAAAGCAGCGCCAGUCUCACAUAGAGUCUCACAGAACUUGGUGCAGUGUGUGCUGUGUGGAGGAGGUUGCUGGAUCUUCCCCUCCCCGAGAGUGAAUCUAGUAGUGUGAAUCUUUUUGUUUCAUUCUUUUUUCCUAUAUAUCUCUUCCUCACAUCUCCAGGAACACAAGAAAGGCAGCGGCGGCAGCGUUAGGAAACAGUUCGUACCGCGUCAGUCGGGAGUGGUGACCGCGUAAAGUGCUGCCGUUCCGUGCUAUUUCAGCAGUCGCCUCGACUUCGCGCUGUCCAACAUCAGCAGCAAGAAGGCAACAUUAACGUACUAGCUGUUCAGCAGACAACUCGAUUUGCCUGAUAAAGUAAACACCUUAAUCUGCAUUAUCUCCCUCCUUACUUAUCCGCCCUUCCCCCCGCUUCGUGGUUUACAUUCCAGUGGACUUAGAACGUCACACGCACUUGUAGUGACGUUAAAGUGAGUGAAUGAGUGUAUAUAUGUGUGUGAAUAUACUCUGAUCUAUCGGGGUAGAUAAUAAGAAUAACGUCCUACCUUAACAUUGAGGGAAGGUGAAGAUAUUAGUGCAACUAAUUUACUGUAAAAUUCGGUAGUUGAUACAGAAGCACCAGUACCAGCGUCUCAAGGAGUAACAGUACUUGGACUCCAACCAUGCCAGCCGACAAGCAUGGGCGAUCUGAUUCCUAUCGCGUCGCCACGAUCUCAGCUACACAAGACGACAACAAGACAGCUGAUGGGAGGGACAAGUCUCGUAAAAAGGCAAAGAAGGGAGACAAUUUAGAUGACCUGAAACAAGAAUUGGAUAUUGACUAUCAUAAAAUUUCUUUAGAAGAGCUAUAUCAGCGGUUCAGCACAAAUCCAGACACUGGUUUAACACAUGCCAAAGCAAAAGAAAAUCUAGAGCGAGAUGGGCCAAAUGCUCUCACACCACCUAGACAAACCCCUGAGUGGGUCAAGUUUUGCAAAAACCUGUUCGGAGGCUUUGCCUUGCUACUAUGGAUUGGUGCAAUUUUGUGUUUUAUUGCCUAUUCCAUCCUGGCUAGUACAGUGGAAGAACCAGCAGAUGACAAUUUGUUCCUGGGCAUUGUACUGGCUGCCGUGGUUAUCGUCACUGGUAUCUUUUCCUAUUAUCAAGAAAGCAAGAGCUCCAAAAUUAUGGAAUCUUUCAAAAACAUGGUGCCUCAGUUUGCCACAGUGCUACGAGAUGGUGAGAAGUUGACACUGCGUGCAGAAGACAUUGUAUUGGGCGAUGUAGUGGAAGUGAAGUUUGGGGACCGUAUUCCAGCAGAUAUCAGAAUCAUCGAGUCACGGGGCUUCAAGGUGGACAACUCGUCACUGACUGGCGAGUCUGAACCACAGAGCCGAGGCCCUGAAUUUACCCAUGAGAAUCCACUGGAAACCAAAAAUCUUGCUUUCUUCUCUACCAAUGCCGUGGAAGGUACUGCAAAAGGUGUGGUUAUCAGCUGUGGUGAUCACACUGUCAUGGGCCGUAUCGCUGGUUUGGCAUCAGGUCUUGACACUGGAGAGACUCCCAUUGCUAAAGAGAUCCACCAUUUCAUCCAUUUGAUCACUGGUGUUGCAGUGUUCCUGGGUGUCACAUUCUUUGUCAUUGCUUUCAUUCUAGGCUACCACUGGCUUGAUGCUGUCAUCUUCCUUAUAGGUAUCAUUGUGGCAAAUGUGCCUGAAGGUUUGCUGGCCACUGUAACAGUGUGCCUCACACUGACUGCCAAACGUAUGGCCUCCAAGAACUGUCUGGUGAAGAACCUGGAAGCUGUGGAGACCCUGGGAUCCACAUCAACCAUCUGCUCAGAUAAGACAGGCACUCUGACUCAGAACAGGAUGACCGUGGCACACAUGUGGUUUGACAACCAGAUCAUUGAGGCUGAUACCACUGAAGACCAGUCUGGUGUUCAGUAUGACAGAACUAGUCCAGGUUUCAAGGCGUUGGCAAGAAUUGCUGCUCUUUGCAACCGAGCUGAGUUUAAGCCUGGUCAGGAUGGUGUUCCAAUUUUGAAAAAGGAAGUGAAUGGUGAUGCGUCAGAAGCUGCAUUACUCAAGUGUAUGGAGCUUGCCUUGGGUGAUGUGAUGUCCAUCCGUAAACGCAACAAGAAAGUCUGUGAAAUUCCUUUCAACUCGACGAACAAGUAUCAGGUGUCCAUCCAUGAAACAGAAGAUGCUAAUGAUCCUAGACAUCUGAUGGUGAUGAAGGGUGCUCCAGAGAGGAUUCUGGACAAAUGUUCUACUAUCUUCAUUGGUGGCAAGGAAAAGGUUUUGGAUGAAGAGAUGAAGGAAGCAUUCAAUAAUGCAUAUUUGGAGCUUGGAGGCUUGGGAGAACGUGUGCUUGGUUUCUGUGACUAUAUGCUUCCAACAGACAAGUUCCCACUAGGGUUCAAGUUUGACUGUGAUGACCCUAAUUUCCCACUCACUGGACUUCGUUUUGUGGGCCUCAUGUCAAUGAUAGACCCUCCACGUGCUGCUGUACCAGAUGCUGUAGCCAAGUGCCGUUCUGCUGGUAUCAAGGUUAUCAUGGUGACUGGUGAUCACCCUAUCACUGCCAAGGCGAUUGCCAAGUCUGUAGGAAUCAUUUCAGAAGGUAAUGAAACUGUUGAGGACAUUGCUCAGCGACUCAACAUCCCCGUGGCUGAAGUGAAUCCUCGUGAAGCCAAGGCUGCUGUGGUCCAUGGAACUGAGCUUAGGGAUUUAUCUUCAGACCAGCUUGAUGAAAUCUUGAGAUACCACACUGAAAUUGUGUUCGCCCGGACUUCACCCCAGCAGAAACUUAUCAUUGUGGAAGGUUGCCAGCGAAUGGGGGCCAUUGUAGCUGUGACUGGUGAUGGUGUAAAUGAUUCUCCUGCCCUGAAGAAAGCUGACAUUGGUGUUGCUAUGGGCAUAGCUGGAUCUGAUGUUUCUAAACAAGCAGCUGACAUGAUCCUCUUGGAUGAUAACUUUGCAUCUAUUGUGACUGGUGUUGAGGAAGGACGACUCAUCUUUGACAACCUAAAGAAAUCCAUAGCUUACACCCUGACAUCCAACAUUCCUGAGAUUUCACCCUUUUUGGCAUUCAUCCUGUGCGACAUUCCACUGCCCCUUGGAACUGUCACUAUUUUGUGCAUUGACUUGGGAACUGACAUGGUCCCCGCCAUUUCCUUGGCCUAUGAAGAAGCAGAGUCCGAUAUCAUGAAGCGCCAGCCACGAAAUCCUUUCACAGAUAAACUCGUAAACGAAAGGCUCAUCUCAAUGGCCUACGGACAGAUUGGUAUGAUCCAAGCGGCUGCUGGCUUCUUUGUUUAUUUUGUCAUCAUGGCAGAAAAUGGGUUCUUACCGAUGGAUCUUUUCGGAAUCCGAAAGAUGUGGGAUUCAAAGGCUGUCAAUGACCUUACAGAUUCAUAUGGUCAAGAGUGGACAUACCGUGAUAGGAAGGAGCUGGAGUACACUUGCCACACAGCUUUCUUUGUGACCAUUGUGAUUGUGCAGUGGGCUGAUUUGAUCAUCUGCAAAACACGACGGAAUUCCAUUGUCCAUCAAGGAAUGAGGAACUGGGCUCUGAACUUUGGGCUUGUGUUUGAGACGGCUCUGGCUGCUUUCUUGUCAUACUGCCCUGGGAUGGAAAAGGGUUUGAGGAUGUAUCCUUUGAAGUUUGUAUGGUGGUUGCCAGGUCUCCCAUUCAUGGUCUCAAUCUUCAUCUAUGAUGAGGUGCGUCGUUUCUACCUGCGUAGGAAUCCAGGAGGCUGGCUAGAGCAGGAAACAUAUUACUAAGCUGGGGCAAAUCAAGGCAAGCAUGCGAGUGAAGAUGGGUCCCUGAACACUAGUGAAGAUGGUGGUUCUGAGUUAACAUUCAGCAUUAUAUUAGGAACUCUUGAGGGCAACCAAGUCGUUUUCUCAAAAUUCAACCUGAACGCUUUGCUGGAGCCACGUUUUAGUAGGCAAUUGUUAGGGACUACCACAGAAGGUCCGAUGAGAGGGCAAACAUGGGACGGACAGGCGCCCAUGUGUUAGGCAACACAAGAGUGUGUGUCACGAUGUGUUUGUGCACGUAGGACCGGGUAGAAGUGCAAGUGCAACUCGAUGCUGGUGGUUCUUAGCCAGGCAGCAUUCUUGCUGGACUGUUUCAUCAUAAAGUAUUUUAUGAAUAAGAGUAAUUGGUUGUUAUAACUGCAAGAUGUAUAUGAUUCUGCUGUUAAAUCUACACUUUAAACUUGUUUUAGUUUGUUUAGAUGAGGGUUCUAACACUGUUAUAAGGUGUCACAGCCGUGACGUGUGUGACGGCAUGUUCUCCUUGCCGCCAGAUCUAAUGGGUCUGGUCUCGUUGGCAUCUCGUCUGCGUAGCAAGACCCCCAGCAUCACGUCCUCCGAUCGCUGGUGAGGGCGUUAGUUUUAUUGCAUUCAUAAAACACCCAACAACAAAAAUUUGGACGUAAAAUUGGGAUGAUCACACAUACUGACUUUGAAAUUGAGCUAUAUAGAUAUGUACUAUGGAAAUAUAUAACACGUACACAGAUGUUUGUUCAUUAUAGAGUUGAAUGUUGAGAGUUUUAAAAUCUUAAAACAAACUGUCACAAAUGUAACCAUUGAGUGUACAAAUUAAAAGCCUCAUGAUCCACCAUUCAAGCUGGCUUUGUCCAUAAGUACUUAGUGCAUGGGCCGGGGAGUAGCCGCAGUCCAGCGAGGUCCCUUCCCUUUCGUGCUGUUGUUCACCUUGCUCAAGUUAGAGAUCAUAUGCUUUUGUAGCUGGCAGUUUUGCUCAUUCUCCACCAACUCUGUCAUUUGUUCACAGUCCUUUCAAAUAUUAGCUAUCUGGAGCACAAGAAUAAAAGUGCUGAUAUCAUCGAUCGGGCUGCGUGCUUCGACCGGGUCUAGCUACGUGUGGGAAAAACAGACCUGGCUAAUUUGGUAGUCUUUCAUGACAUUCCAGACUUAAGAACAGUUGCCUUAACAGAAGGUGUUUUCAUUGAUAGAACAUGUACACAACAAAAUGUUUCACUAACAUCCAUUGUCAACUGUUGAGCUUUUAUUGAGUUAUGUUUGUCUAGCUUGAUGUGAAAAACAGGCCCCAUCUGUUGCAUUUAAAAAGUUGUUGAAGAUGCCAUUACCUUGUUAAAUGUAAUUUCCUGUCCUAAGAAACUAUGCAUUGCAUAGUAUUUUCCCCCCAUUUUUUUCUUCUUUAUGGCAAGCAGUUAUUAUUACAUAGAAGCAUAUGAAUUUUAGAGUAGUGGUCACCAAUCGGUUGUAAGGAUUGUGCUGCAAUAUAAUAGCUCAUACAAACCCAUGCUUAAAAAAAACUGGAUAUGUAGAAAUUAGAUGUGCAUUAGGAUAGUCUAACAGUGUUGUUAAAAGAAAUGGUCACUGCAUGAAUCAACGGUUUGGUCUCUUUGUUAUUAAGGAGUGGAAGGGGGGGGGGAUGAGUUGGUCUGUGAGAGAGCAGGCACAGAGAGGAUGGAGGAGACUGGGCAACCAUGUUGGAUGAUGGGUGCCUACUCAUUGAGAUAGCCCCAUAGUUAUGGUAUUCCAAAAAAAAACAAAAAAAACAACAGCAA
Cryptotermes secundus is the source of this 5543-nucleotide messenger RNA. It is a transcript of the gene Atpalpha, whose product is annotated as sodium/potassium-transporting ATPase subunit alpha. The record is from RefSeq and is a predicted model, not a curated record. Gene Ontology annotation, cellular component: membrane. NCBI's taxonomy places the organism in Eukaryota, Metazoa, Arthropoda, Insecta, Blattodea, Kalotermitidae. The coding region runs from base 661 to 3765 and encodes 1034 amino acids. The transcript is spliced from 19 exons. Gene Ontology annotation, molecular function: ATP hydrolysis activity; ATP binding; P-type sodium:potassium-exchanging transporter activity. Gene Ontology annotation, biological process: proton transmembrane transport; potassium ion import across plasma membrane; sodium ion export across plasma membrane.